AUGGUGGCGGUGCCCUGGACGACCAAGGUCGAGUUCUUUGCUCAGUUCCGGCAACGGAUGGGCCAUUGCCGCAUGAUCAAGACGUUCAAGGUGCCGAACGACGACAAUUGGCCUCUGGCCAUGCGCUCGUACAACCUCGGCGGUGCUGCACACAAUCUCCGUUCCUUGGCGCUGACGCACGCGUCGGAGUGCUUCCAGCAGCUCGAUGAGCUCGGGUUCCCGUGGUCGCUGGAGCCAAACCAUUUCAGAAUGCCCGUUUUCGCGACGGCGGCGACUGGAGUCGUCCCGCGAUUCGAGAAGCACGUCAAGUUGGUCAAGCUUGAAUGGCUUGUCCAGGCGCUUCAGACGUACCAAGAUCACCACGGUGAUCUCGAAGUGCCCGUCGACUUUGCUGUGCCGCUUGGAGACGAGGGGCAGCCCGAGCUGGCCAAUGUGGCACUUGCGUACGCGCCGCGCGUGCUCCGUAGCCACUUUUAUUGGCUCGGGUCGGUCGAAGCCGACGUCUUGCACGACCUCGGCCUUUUCCGCGAACUGCUGACGUGGCCAUGCGUUCUGCGCCUCCUCUCGUGCUUCCAGAACAACGUCGGCGGCCGCAGCGUGCCCCGCGACUUUUGUGUGCCUCUGGACGCCGCGUGGCCGGAAGAGCACCAUGGCUUUGGUUUGGGCCAACUGGUGUGGUACCUCGGCAUCAAGUACGACGUGCUGCCCGAGGACAAGCGCCUCGCGAUCUACAAGAUGCAGUUGGAUUUCAACUCGCCAACGACAUGGGCACGCACGGUCCGCGGCCUUUGCCACUACGCCCACGUCAACGAGUCAACGUCGGUGCCGAAUGGUUUCGAGGUUCCGCUCACGCCCGAUUGGCCAUCGGACCUCCACGGUUUGCACCUUGGGCAGCUCUACCAGCAGCUCACGCAAGCAAUGGCGCUGCACCUCUUACCGCCGACAACGAAGGCGGACGUCGACGCGAUUCUCGCUGCCGUGGCGGCCCGCACGGACGAUGACGUGGGCCCGCGAGAGCUCUUGCCGUCUGCGACGGAGCUGCGCGAUCACGCAGCUCUGUACGCCGAGUUGCCGUCGCCCAUUCGGCGGGCAUGGACGGUCGUCAUCGAAGCGCUCACGACGUUUUUUGGUCUCUUUGGGCACGUCGACGUGCCGUUCGACUUUAUCGUGCCGACGACCGCAUCGUGGCCGUGGCCCGUCGCUCGUCGAGGGCUUGAGCUUGGGGCAAUCGUCGUCUCGCUUCGGACGGUGGCGCUCGACCCGAUGCAAAAGGCCUCCUUGGACGCGCUGGGCUUUGAUUCCGUCGCUCGUCACCACGAUGCCACGGUCGCUGAGGCAGCCGACAACGUUGAGAACGACGACAUUACGCUCUACGGCCUCGCGAUCUAUCGACGCGUCACAAAGGUAGCUCAAGUGGACCAGCGCUAUGUCAUUGAAGCUGACCCUGAAAAGUGGCCGGAGAAGCUCCAUGGCUAUCAACUCGGCUUCCAACUCCACACUCUUCGGCAUCAGCCGCCCGUUUUCUACGAAGAGUUUGAAGCCAAGCUCAAGACCGUUGGCUACGCGUGGCCAUGCACCACCAUGAGAUCCCCGCGAAGCGCACGCUGCUUGAAGCGUACGACGAUCCCGCAGGGGCUCACGCAUCGCCACGCAUUCCACGUGCACACUGUCAAACUCGCGACGUUGGUGGCGGCGCUCAAAACGUACGCAUCCAAGGUCGGGCCUUUGGAUGCCAUGGAAGACGACUUUGUGGUGCCCGAGACAGACAAGGCGUGGCCGGUCGACUCCCGCGACAUCGUACUCUCCCGAGUGCUUCCGGCUUUGCGGUACCACUGGUUUGAGCUCGAACCGAAGGAUGAAAAGCGUGUUCGGGCACUGGGGCUCUUCGCCGACAUCCCGCCCUUUGACGACUUUUUGAAGCUCGUCACUCGCUUGACCCGCCACGAUGAGACGUCGACCAUCCCGUUUGAUUUCAUCGUCCCAACUGGGCCGCCGUCGUCGACGUCGCGGUGGUCUGGCGCGCCGCUCGGCGAGCUCGCGUGGACGCUCGGCCUGCGGAUGCAUUGCUUGAGCGAUGCGAAAAAGGAGAAGCUGAACAAGAUCCAGUUCGAGUUCAACACGCCUGCCACGUGGGCGCGUGUCGUUCAGGGGCUGGAAACCUACUGCUCGCUCGAGGGCUCCAUCGACGUGCCCGAGUCGUACGAAGUGCCUCGCACACCCGAAUGGCCUGGCGACUUGCACGGCAUGCGGCUCGGGCAUGGCGUCAAGUUUCUCAUGGCGGCACGGUACAUGCUGAUGCUCCCGAACGACACCGACGACGCUGUGAAGACACUCGCUGCCCCAGUUGUUCGCACGCCGCUGCGAUGGGACGAGCUCGUACGCAACUAUGCCCGGGUGCAGGGUACGGUUGCAGCCUCGCCGAACGACGGCGUUGACGUCGGCAUGCAUCGACGCUCAUCGGAGCCCCCGGCGAGCCAACCCGUGCCGUCUUUCGCGCCCGAUCUCCUUGACCGUGCCUCAGUGGUCCAGCGCGCAACGAGCGACGGCAAUGCUGACGCUGAUGUGAACGAUGAUGACGUGGACAUGGGCUUCGAAGUCGACGACGACCAACGAGACGGCAGCUUCGGGGACCUAUCUCCGAACGAGAUCGGCGUCGACACGAUCGACGAGCCGCGUUUCGUUGCUCCUUUCUUUGAAGAGGGCGAUGACGUGCCACUACAUGCCGUCUCUGGCCACUCCUUGGUGGUCCAGCGCUCCCCAAGCAUCUGCGACGCUGACAUUGGCCGCAUGGGUGACAUCGAGCGUCCUGCGAACGGUGACAACCCGGACGGUGACCAAGGCAACGUUCUCGACACUGGCAACAGCAUCAGCCACGACGCAGGCCAAGAGUUUCAAGAGCAUGCCGCAGCCGCACGUAAGACCACGCGACGUGCGAAUACUUUUGGUUCCCGCCGACAAGGACAGCGGGAGCUUGAGGGAGCCCCUGCGCUUUUCCAGCAAGUUGCCCGCCGCACGCUAGUCCAGCGCACUGUUUUCGAGCAAGACGUGCCGUGGUUCUCGCAGCCGCCCCGCAUCUCCGCGGUCCCCGGUCCCCCAUACGUUUUCGUACCGCGACACACGGACCUCCCCGACGAUGAUCCCGCGUCCCCAAUCACAGAAGCCGUCGUGUAGCGACUAAAGCCAAUUUGAUUUUUCGUAUUCAUC
Molecule: messenger RNA, 3204 nt
Organism: Saprolegnia parasitica CBS 223.65
Lineage: Eukaryota; Oomycota; Saprolegniomycetes; Saprolegniales; Saprolegniaceae
Exons: 1
Coding region: 1-3171 (1056 amino acids)
Source: RefSeq, a predicted model, not a curated record